This is a messenger RNA of Medioppia subpectinata, 970 nucleotides long. The record is from the annotation of a GenBank genome assembly. Lineage: Eukaryota; Metazoa; Arthropoda; Arachnida; Sarcoptiformes; Oppiidae.
GCAAUUUGUCUCAAUUUGUAAACAUUUUGAUGGCAUGUCUUCACAUGUCUUCGCUUUAGUUAUCGUUUAAUUCAUUGAAUAUUAUAUUUAAAUACAAUUUAUUAUUGAAUUUUACAAUAAUUAUUACUGAAUAUAAAAUGUCUGUUAAAAAGAGUAAAGUUUUGGUGAAUAAAGUGAUAUCGAGUGACGAAGAAGUGGUCGAUUCGGACCUGGAUUUGGAUGACAUGAAUGGCGCCAAUGAUUUGGAUUCCGACGACGACAUCGAUUUAUCUGAAGACACGAUCAACGCAUCCAAAGCCGAGACCAACAGCUCGUGGGCCGACGCUAUCAGUCGAGUCCUUUCCGUCAAAACCAAAAACAAAUCAUUCAUUUUAUCGAAAGCUAAAAAAGAUAAAGAAAUCAAACGGAAAACCGAUGAACCAAACGAUGACUUAGAGAUUGUCAACGAAGACGGGUCUGUUGUCAAGUCGUCGACGAAGAAUAAGAAGAGUAAAAGCGAUGAAAGCAAUAGCAAAGAGAGUAGCAGUAAAUUAAAGUUAAGUAAAUACGAGUGGGAAGUGUUGAACAAAAUGAAACCCAAAGCCGAAGACAGGGAUAGGGAACGGAUGCUGUGUUCGGUCGCCACCAAAGGUGUUGUCCAACUGUUUAAUGCCGUUCGGGAACAGCAGAAGACCAUUGAAACCAAACUCAAUGAAGUCGGCUCUUCAGAGACCAAAAGAGACAAAAUGAUGACUCAAUUCAAUAAAAAUCAAUUCCUCGAUAAACUCAAACGAAAGGACACUUCAACUAAAACAAAUGAAUCGGAAAAACGAGAAUCUGAUGAACAGAAGUGGAAAGUAUUGAGGGAUGACUUCAUGAUCGGCGCAAAGAUGAAGGAUUGGGACAAACAAAGCGAUUCCGACGACGAAUCUGACUAAUUAUUGAUCAUUUAAUUUAGCGACAAAUCUAUUUUGAAUAUAUUAAUUAUGAA